Seriola aureovittata is the source of this 3827-nucleotide messenger RNA. RefSeq names its product tumor protein p73 (gene tp73). Gene Ontology annotation, biological process: apoptotic process; regulation of transcription by RNA polymerase II; protein tetramerization. Gene Ontology annotation, molecular function: protein binding; DNA-binding transcription factor activity, RNA polymerase II-specific; RNA polymerase II cis-regulatory region sequence-specific DNA binding. The transcript has 14 exons. Bases 171 to 2186 code for a protein of 671 amino acids. Lineage: Eukaryota; Metazoa; Chordata; Actinopteri; Carangiformes; Carangidae. Gene Ontology annotation, cellular component: nucleus. The record is from RefSeq and is a predicted model, not a curated record.
GUGAAUAUAGUAAACUUUGGUGCGCCCAAAUAGCCUGUACCCGACAGGAUUCUGUGUUGUAUCAUGAGAUAAUCAACGCAUCAAACUGGAGACAAGAUGGAAACUACAGACGUCUCUCUAUCAGCUUUACGCGAGUGAUCUGUCCCUCACCAGACUACCCAUCCUCUAAGAUGUCCCAGUCCGCUGUUACUGAAGAAGGAGGCACCUUUGAGCACCUGUGGAGCUCCCUGGAGCCAGACAGCACCUACUUUGAGCUCCCCCCAGGCAGCCAGCAUGGUGAGAGGCCAGUGCCUUCCACCAGCACCCCGGGGAGCCACCGCAGCGCCGGCGAGGUCUCAAUGGAUGUGUACCACAUGAGGGACAUGAAUGACAAUGUGAUGUCCCAGUACAACUUGCUGAGCAGCAGCAUGGAGAGCCUGGGGAGCCGCGCGACGUCCGCCAGCCCCUACAGCUCCGAGAACGCCUCCUCGUCGGCCGUGCCCACCCCCUCACCAUACUCCCAACCCAACUCCACCUUUGAAGGCCUGUCGCCUGCGCCGGCCAUCCCCUCCAACACCGACUAUCCCGGGCCGCACACCUUCCAGGUGUCCUUCCAGCAGUCCAGCACUGCCAAGUCUGCCACAUGGACCUACUCUCCCUUGCUGAAGAAGCUCUACUGUCAGAUUGCCAAGACUUGUCCGAUCCAGAUCAAACUCUCGUCCUCUCCUCCGCAUGGCAGCAUCCUCAGAGCCAUGCCCGUCUACAAGAAGGCGGAGCAUGUCACAGAAGUGGUCAAACGCUGCCCCAAUCACGAACUAGGACGAGAUUUCAAUGAUGGUCAAGCAGCCCCAGCCAGUCACCUGAUCCGGGUGGAGGGGAACAACCUCUGUCAGUAUGUGGAUGAUCCUGUCACCGGGCGACAGAGUGUCUUCGUGCCCUACGAGGCUCCACAGGUGGGGACUGAGUUUACCACCAUCCUAUAUAACUUUAUGUGCAACAGCAGCUGCGUGGGUGGCAUGAACAGGCGACCCAUCCUCAUCAUCAUCACUUUGGAGACCAGGGAUGGUCAAGUCUUGGGCAGGAGGUCAUUUGAAGGUCGGAUAUGUGCGUGUCCCGGCAGAGACCGCAAAGCCGAUGAGGACCACUUCAGGGAGCAACAGGCCCUGAACGAGAGUGUAGCCAAAAACGGCAGCGCCACCAAACGCAACUUUAAACAGAGUCCGCCAAAUAUUCCGAGUCCCAAUAUUAACAUGAGGAAGAGGCGGCAUGGAGAGGAAGAGAUUUACUAUAUUCCUGUUCGCGGUAGGGAGAACUUUGAGCUGCUGAUGAAGAUUAAAGACAGCCUGGAGCUGGUGGAGUUGGUGCCACAGCCCCUGGUGGACUCAUACAGACAACAAACACAGCAGCAACUGCUGCAGAGACCGAGUCAUAUAGCGUCCCCCUCCGUGUACUCACCACUCUCCAACAUGAACAAGCUUCAUGCCCAUGGAGGCCUCAACAAACCGCCCUCCGUCAACCAGCUGGUGGGGCAGCAGCAACAGCAACACCAUGCUGCCCCCACAUCCUUAUCUCAUAUGGGUUCAAACAUGCUCAACAGCCACCACAUGCAGGCCAAUGGUGAUAUGAAUGGUGGCCACAGCAGUCAGACUAUAGCGUCUGCUUCCCACUGCAGCCCGCCCCCUCCGUAUAACCCUGACCCCAGCCUCGUCAGUUUUCUUACCAGUCUGGGCUGUCAGAACUUCAUUGAGUACUUCACCUCCCAAGGCCUCCAGUCCGUCUACCAUCUUCAGACUCUCUCCAUGGAGGAUUUGGGUGCACUGAAGAUACCGGAGCAGUCCCGCAUUGCCAUCUGGCGAGGUCUCCAGGACAUGAAACAAGGUGCUCCCAUCCAGCUGCCCACCUCUACUCAUCACCACGACUAUCAUGGCCAGCAGCUUCUUCGCUCCAGCAGCAACAUGGCCGCCUCUGCGAUGGCGGCCAUCGGGGCCGCCAGCGGGGAACUGCAACGUCAGCGUGUCAUGGAGGCUGUGCACUUUCGUGUCCGCCACACCAUCACUAUCCCCAACAGGUCAGGUGUUGUUGGGACGUCGGGAAUGGCGUCUUCUGCUGACGAAUGGGCUGACUUUGGUUUCGACAUGCCUGACUGCAAGAUGUCACGUAGCAAGCACUCAAUCAAGGAGGAGUUCAUGGAAAGUGACGUUCACUGAGCCUGAAAUAAUCUUGGAACUGUUUUGGCAACAUUAUUGUCACAAUCAGCCUAUUUACAGAGUAAAAUCAUGUGGAUAGGGUCUUUAAAUGUGUUGUUAGGUGUUGCUGUCAAAUUUGGUCAAUGGUUUUGGAGAGAAUCAAGUUUUGUUUUGAUUGUGGGACAUUUUCAGUGUGUAAAUGCACGUUCCUGGGCAGUCCUUCUUUGCGCUUGAUCACUUGUUCUACCCAGAAGAUUGAACAUGAGAUACCCCAAAGGACAUUUCAAGUCUACAUAGCAAAUACCAUGUAAUAAUACCAUUCUCAAGGCAAUGCUAAUGAAAACUCACAUAGUGCGAUCUGAACUGUACUGUUUGGGACUCUGAUAAGUGCAUGUUAGAAGAGGGAAAUAUCAAUUAUUCUGGAAAGUGGGAUGUUGUUUGGUCUCACUGUGCAAUAAUAGAUGACACAUUUUUCUUUAAUAGCAUCCACUUACAAUAACGGUGAACAAGUGUGGCACUUGUACAAUCACACAAAUGUCAGAGUAGACAUUUCACCAUUUCACAUUCUCGUUUUCAUUUUUUUCUCAUUAUAAAACUAGUUCUCAGCUUACUUAUUUAUUGUUCUUUCAGUUUUCUGUCUUAUGUAUAAAUGUAUAUAGUGUAUCUUGUAAAUGUUUUAGACUAGAUGUGAUUGAAAAGGGGUAUUUAGAUUCAAAAUGGUGUCCUGUUUGAACCAAACAUAUGGAGUUGAAUGGUAACUCAAACUCACAGGUUUGGGAACACAUAGUCAUGUAUAUUUUCAGUGGGCAUGAUAAUGUGAUGACUUUUAGUUCAGUAUGCCCUUAUCAAUACAUUGCUAAAAAUUUUAUUUAAUGGGCUUUGGUAUAAAUAGUGUGUAUUCAUGAAAAUGCAAUGGAAAUCAAAAUCAACAAGUAAUUAGUUAGACCUCACAUUUAUUCUUUUUUUUUAAUAAGAUAUGGGAAAUACUGUGUUAUUCUUGUUUAGAAACACAUUGCAAAACAACUGAGAGACAAGAUAUCAAAAACAGUAUUAUGAUUAUCCUAAACACGAGACAAGACCGUAGCAUUUUUGUCCUUCUCUGUGUAUUUUGAAAAACCUUGCAGGGCAAGGUCCUCAUAUAUUGAUUAUAGCUAGUUGUGUAAAGAGUGUAUAUCUUCAUGGCACUUGUUUGUGGAUAUUUGAUAGCAACAUUCCAAUUUUAUCCCUAGAUAGCCAUCCAGGACAAUUAGUCAUGUUGCAGUUUUGGUAUGGUGUCAAAAUUGUUUGUAGUAUUUGACUUUGUACCAUGACAAUAACCCGUACCUUAUUUACAGUCAUUUUCUAAGGCCCUCUUACCUACAAACACACACACUGUCACCCACUCACCAACAACUGGUCAAAGAAAGAGCACUUUAAUGCUUUAAAAGUAAAAAUAAUUUUGGGUUAUUUGUGCUUAUGAUCAGUAUUAUGCAUAACCAUGAUGUAAAUAAUAAUAGUACUUUGUUUUGAUAUACCUGACAAGUUUUUUUUCUAUCAGUUUUAUAAAGAUGAUUAAGAUGUGUACCUUUGUAACUAUUGCUGUUCAUUCAUGUCCAUUAGUUUCUGAGGUUGUUAAGUUCAGUGUUUUUCUUAAAACUGUGGAUAUUAAAAUAUUUGCCUACC